Aplysia californica (California sea hare) is the source of this 2476-nucleotide messenger RNA. Its product is annotated as iroquois-class homeodomain protein irx-5. Lineage: Eukaryota; Metazoa; Mollusca; Gastropoda; Aplysiida; Aplysiidae. Gene Ontology annotation, biological process: cell development; regulation of transcription by RNA polymerase II; neuron differentiation. Gene Ontology annotation, molecular function: DNA-binding transcription factor activity, RNA polymerase II-specific; RNA polymerase II cis-regulatory region sequence-specific DNA binding. The coding region runs from base 51 to 2279 and encodes 742 amino acids. The transcript has 6 exons. The record is from RefSeq and is a predicted model, not a curated record. Gene Ontology annotation, cellular component: nucleus.
UCCCACUAGAUCUGUUUCCUGGUGGCCAAGAACACACCGGGACAGUCAGCAUGUUCCGGGCAGGUUAUCCACUUCCGGUCAGCCAUGGAGAGGUUCAGAUGUCGAGUAAAUCACUGAGCGCAACAAGCUCCCCACUGCCCUCUGGCGCCAUGUGUGAGGAUGGACGCCCCUACGUCACAGACCCCAUCACCGGAAGACAGGUGUGUCUGUGUAACCUAGGAGUGGACACGCCCCCUUACGGACCCCCCAGGUCGGCGGCUGCCGGGGACGGACUCAAGCACGCGUCACUUCCGGCGGCUGCUGGGGUUGGCACCACGCCCCAUCUCACCUUUGACCCUUCCGCUUUUUAUCCUCCUCUGGUACGAGGCCUCCCACUCCGACAAGACAGACUUCCACCUUACCUGACAGCGGGCAUGCCAGGUCAACCUCCUGUGACCUUUGACCCUGUACUGGCGGCUCACCCAUACGGACUGUUGUACGCGGGCAUGGACAUGGCGGGGAACCCGAUGCGGAAAGCCGCCACAAGGGAGACCACGGGACCCCUCAAGGCCUGGCUGAGUGAGCACAAGAAAAACCCCUACCCGACCAAAGCCGAGAAGAUCAUGCUGGCCAUUAUCACACGGAUGACGCUCACACAGGUGAGCACAUGGUUCGCCAAUGCUCGACGCCGGCUGAAGAAAGAGAACAAGCUGUUUCCAGGAGACAGAGACGACAAAGAUGACGAUGACGAAGACGAUGAGGCUCACAGAAGGGAGGAUGGGGAGUCGGUGCAUGAAGGGAACUCCAUCAAUACUUCAGGUCCCCACAAACCAGCCCCCUUAGACAGCGACAGUGAAGACAUCAACGUGGACUCCUCCGACAACUCGGACGACGAAGACCACCCCAACUCCUCCCACCACAGACACAUCACAGACGCCAAGUCCCCUCACCUCCUCUCCCAGGACAAACACACGUCGUCUCUCUCAGACUUCUCCUUCCAGUCUCUGUCCGCGGAACAGCGAGGACUUCUGAGGCACCACGCUCUCGACUUCAGCCAGAGCUCUCUACAGAGAAAAACAGAUGGGAACGUUUACAAAUUAACGGGUGACAACUGCAAAGAUGAUGACGUCAUAUCAGGGUCAAGGCAUAACCACAAACAAGGAGACAUAAACAAUGCGUCUUCCACUCUCGAUUCAAAUUCACCUUUGAAAAAAUCAAAUUCUUUAUCAUCGAAGCCCAAAAUCUGGUCAAUUUCUGAAAUCAUCAGUAGCCCUUCAUCGUCUACGUCCAAAAAUUCUGAAGCGCAUCAAAAGGAUUUAGAUUCUACCAGAGAGUAUUGUAACUACACCCCGCCCCUACCGCAAACUCAAUCAAAGAUGAAACUUCCAUCCUCAAAGACGUCACAUACCCCACCGACUUCUCCCGGAUCUGAGGAAAGAUCCUCCCAUCAGUUCUCGCCCGGCGCCGACAACAACUAUUUGUCCACCUUGAUAUAUGCACACGCACCAACACAACACCCAGCGCACUCUUCAUUCAAACACUACACAGUCGGUUCUAUGCCAGACUUGAGGCAUUCAAUGUCGAACCACACCGUCAGACAUUCGGAACUUUCUCUGUCUCCAGCCCGUUGGGGUUCCAGUGAGCUGAGACCCGAAAACUCUCUCGUCCGACAAAGGAGACUCCUACAACAAAGCAGCUCUCCCAUAGCACCUUGUCCCCAAAAGACUCACGAAACCGUCAGAGGCUGGAUGGCUAAAAAUGAGGAUUACAUCAUUCGCUGCCGGAAUGCUUUAUCGCUCGACUCCGCGAAGCCGCCGUCGAGCACAAGCGGCUCAAUGGAGCACCAUUCCCAGCAUCCCCACUCCGACGUCACUUCUUCUCCGCGAAGAAAAUCUGUGGGAGAAAGUUUUUCAUCACCGGUGUGUGGCUCAGAGUUUGGGAAACACCCUUUACAAAUUCCAGGAAGUUCUAACACAAGCACUCCCUCUUCUUACAUGGACAAAGGUCAUAGUUCAUCCCGCACAAAGAGCGUGAUAUCAUCUCCAGUAAGUCCGACAACCCUUGUGAAAACAUCUACAUUGACCGGAGUUCCGUGUUCUGAGCCUAGCAGGAACAUGUCUAUGACGCCAGAGGACAAUCACAUACCAACAAAAAGGGGUAAACUGACCGCACCGGGACCUGAAAGGUCUGAGGUUUUGUCUCCACACAGACGGGAGAAUGGAACUUUCAACAGUAAUACUUCAGACCAAGAUUCGAACGAUGGAAUAUCGGGUACGGAUAAUAUGAUGUCCUGUAGCUGAUUGGAACAGGGUAGUUAACGAAGCUUAAAUUUUCGUUGCGCAUUGUGCGUAAGAUGAGAGACUCAUUUGAUGUAGAAGUAGAAGUGUGCAUGACCAAAUAUAGGCUGUUCCCAUGGAAUACUGCAUGUCUUUGUUUGUGUACAUUUGUAUAUGUGAGUGUGUGGAUGUGUGUGAGAUAGAUAGAUAGAUAGAUAGAU